AGCUUCGGCCGACUCAUUGCACCGCCACAGUAAUCCCGUUUUGGUUGAACGGGGCACUUUCUCUUCAAUUGUAUACAACAGCGGCCUACCCUCUUGCUGGCCAGACGCCAGAAGGAAGACGCUAAUGUCUUUCCUACCACGUCUUUUCAAGCCCCCAGCGGCGAAUUGUAGAGCAUAUUCAUCUUUUUUCUCGUCUAAACCAGGCGGUGGUCGAUACUUCAAUUCCGCAAAACCUCCCAAGCCUGUCGUUUCUUCUGGCAGAGCAAAGGUUGAUAAUGGCAACACUAGUGUCGCAUCCAGCGACGGAACAAGCAGUAGCAGCUCUGGUAAUGGGAAUGCGAACGGCAAGAUGAAGGUCGCAGGUGCAGAUGAAAAUCCAUCAAUUCCAACUUCGAAUGCAGUCGAUGCAGCACGAAAUACACCUUCCAUGCCAUUCACAUCGCCUUCCGCAUUUUCAAGCCAAUUCCACAACCAAGUCCAUCCCACAAUAUCGUCACAGGAUUUCAAUCUCCACCAAUUUUUCUCGUUGCACCGACCGCUUCUGCUCUUAUCUCAGCCGCCAUCCACCAUCUUUGAGUCCGCGCCGCAAGACGCGCCUCUUUUUCACUCGCCAGAAGAGAUGCCAAAGAUUCAGUUGCAGUCGGGGCAAUUUCCUACCCUCGAUGAGCCGCCAGAAUCUUCGUUCGAGACCGAUGCUGAUGCCGCGAGGCAGCUCGGACAUGCAUUGGUCAUGAAUCGCGUGGGUGGAAUAGUGUCCUGGCAAGACACUUUAGCAAAGCUCGGUUUGGGUGGGGAGAGUGCAGAAGGCAGUGCAAUUAAUGCGAAAGAGUCUGCACAGGAGUGGGUCACUAUCUACGCUGAUAGCACAAAGCGUAAGAAGCGAAAGAAGAUGAAGAAGCACAAGUUGAAGAAGCGCCGCAGAGUCAGUCAUCGCUCUGAAUACUAACUUCCUUGCUAAUAUACCUUUGUCUUCACAGCUCACUCGCAUGCAACGUCAGAAUGCAAAGUAGACGAUCUGAACAUUUGGCCACCUGGCACGCCGUGAUGUAGCCGUAUUAAUUUCUCAGAUACAUAUUUUACAUUCUUCUUGCACCCCUCACCCAAUCAU
Messenger RNA from Suillus clintonianus, 1108 nucleotides. RefSeq lists its product as uncharacterized. The transcript is spliced from 2 exons. The coding region runs from base 125 to 946 and encodes 273 amino acids. NCBI's taxonomy places the organism in Eukaryota, Fungi, Basidiomycota, Agaricomycetes, Boletales, Suillaceae. The record is from RefSeq and is a predicted model, not a curated record.